Thlaspi arvense is the source of this 2601-nucleotide messenger RNA. Lineage: Eukaryota; Viridiplantae; Streptophyta; Magnoliopsida; Brassicales; Brassicaceae. The record is from the annotation of a GenBank genome assembly.
AUGAUGUUCCCAAAACUUGGAUUUGGAAUUGUUUCAAGCAUUGAGAGUAUCAGUCACAGUAUCAGGGCUAUUUCCAGAAUUUCUACAAUGGAAGAAGAAGCAGUUUGUUUUGAGAUGCCAAUGGAAGGAGAAGUGGCUGAAGAGAGUCCGUCAACGAAAAACGAAUUGAAGAGAGACCGUCUGUGCAUUGGAGAAGAUAAUGUAGAAGGAGAGCUUUAUUCCAGCAAGAGACAGGCGAAGGAGGCUUCAAACGACGACAUCAGGUCGGAAAUAUCGAACCCCGUCGCGUCUCCGGUGGAUAAUACUUCCAGUUUUCGGGAUAUCACUAGCCACCCGGCUAAAUCGAGCUCAGGUGAUCGCGUUGGGUCUUGUUCCGGCAGUGAUUCCGGUUCCGACGAGACUGUAAGCGAUGAGAAACUGGGUGAGUACGGCGAUGCGGUGACGUCUAGCUUUGUAUUGGAGAUUCCGAAGCAUCUUAGCACAACCGGGAUUACGAAAAUCACGUUUAAGCUCAGUAAACCAAAGGAGGAGGAUUUCUGUGACUUGCCCAUGAUCAAGGAGGCUGCUUCUUCGACUUUAGGUGUGAAAAUGUCGAAGAAGAUCGUCUCUGUGACUAGCUUCACUAAUGUGAAGUCGCUAUUGUUGACGGGUAUUCUUGAUGGUGCUCGGGUGAAGUACAUUUCAAGCUCACCUGUGAGAAAGCUUGACGGGAUAAUCUACUCGGGUGGGUAUUUGUGUGGCUGUACUGCGUGCAAUUUCACGAAAGUUCUAGGUGCCUAUGAGUUCGAGAAGCAUGCUGAUAGAAAAACGAAGCACCCUAAUAAUCACAUAUUUUUGGAGAAUGGAAGGUCGGUUUAUAACGUGAUUCAGGAGCUGAAGAUUGCUCCUGUUGAUGUUCUUGAGGAGGUGAUUAGGAAAGUGGCGGGUUCUUCUCUGAGUGAGGAGGGCUUUCAGGCUUGGAAAGAAAUUUUCCAGCAGGAUAGUGACAUGGUUGAAGAUGAUCGGAAUCAUACCGAGGAGAAUUCGUUUCAAUCCCUUGCCAGUUAUCCUGGUUCUGGUCGAUUUCUUGAUGAGAGUCAAAGCUCUACUCCAUGUUUCCCAGAGAACAAUUAUUUUAAAAAGAAAAAAUGUGCUAAGGUCGCACUAGGCGAACAAAAGCCAAAAGCAAAGAGGCUUAGCUCUCAUAUGUUUGGUUCGGGUUGCUAUAAGAAAGUUUCUGAAGGCGGCAAUAAGAAGAGGGACAAUGAUUUACACCGUUUGCUGUUUUUGCCAAAUGGGCUACCAGAUGGGACUGAAUUGGCUUACUAUAUGAAAGGACAGAAACUACUGCAGGGUUACAAGCAAGGAAAUGGUAUAGUAUGUAGCUGCUGCGACAGAGAGAUUAGCCCUUCACAAUUCGAAUCGCAUGCUGGAAUGGCUAUUAGGCGACAACCUUAUCGUCAUAUAUGUGUACCUUCCGGAUUGUCGUUGCAUGACAUAGCCCUAUCGUUGGCGGAUGGCCAUGUCAUUACAACUGGUGACAGUGAUGACAUGUGUUCUAUUUGUGGCGAUGGUGGAGAUUUGCUACUCUGUGCUGGAUGUCCUCAAGCUUUUCAUACAGGUGGGCUUGCGCCAUGCUUGAAAUUUCAGUCUAUGCCUGAAGGUACUUGGUACUGUUCAAACUGCAAUGAUGGAUCGAUCUCUAGUAAAACGGCCAUUGCUACUGAUCCUAAUUUGAAACCGAUAGUUAUAAGACUGACAAGAGUUGUUAAAGCACCAGAAAGUGAAAUUGGUGGUUGCGUGUUCUGCAGGUCCCAUGAUUUUAGUGUUGGGAAGUUUGAUGAUAGGACAGUUAUUCUCUGUGACCAGUGUGAGAAAGAGUACCACGUCGGCUGUCUCAGGGAGAAUGAGCUUUGUGAUUUGAAAGGAAUCCCCCAAGAUAAAUGGUUCUGCUGUAGUGACUGCAGCAGGAUUCACACGGCUCUUCAGAGUUCUGUAUCCUGUGGGCCACAAACCAUUCCCACGCUUUUGCUAGAUACGAUAAGCAGAAAAUACAGAGAAAAAGGAAUAUAUACCGAGAAUGGAGAUACUGUGGAAUGGAUGAUGCUUAGUGGAAAAAGUCGAUACCCAGAGCAAGUACACUUGCUUUCACGUGCGUCUGCUAUUUUCAAGGAGUGUUUCGAUCCCAUAGUGGCAAAGUCUGGUCGUGAUCUUAUUCCUGUCAUGGUCUAUGGGAGAAAUAUAUCAGGCCAGGAGUUUGGAGGAAUGUACUGUUUGGUCCUGAUGGUGAAUUCUCUUGUUGUUUCUGCUGCGCUGCUUAGGAUCUUUGGUCAGAAAGUUGCUGAGCUUCCUAUUGUAGCUACAAGCCGAGAGUAUCAAGGAAGGGGUUACUUUCAAGGGCUGUUUGCUUGCGUUGAGAAUCUUCUUUCUUCUCUGAACGUUGAGAACUUGCUUCUACCAGCAGCUGAGGAAGCCGAGUCUAUCUGGACAAAGAAAUUUGGCUUCACAAAGAUGACUGAACAGCAAAAUUACCAGAGAGAAGUGCAACUUACAAUAUUCAAUGGAACAUCGAUGCUGGAGAAGAAAGUGCCGAGAUUUUCGGAAUCAACUCCACUCAUCUGA